UCACCACCAAGCCCUCAACCACAACGAACCGUUUCUUCGACUUUCUCCGCGCUUUGUUUUGCUUUGCUUUACUUUGCUCUCCAGUCAGCCCAAUCUUCUUCUUCUCCCACUUUUCCCGUCUUCCUCGUCGCUACUCUCCACUUCUUUCCGUCGGCGGCGCAGUUUCCAGUUUCUGAACUGGAAUCUUUUGCGAUCUCUUCGUUGGGACUUCGGAUCCAUCUCGCUUCCUCGCCAAGGUUUUUCUUCCUUGUACUUCUCCAGUGAUUCCUGAAAUUUUUUGCCCGGCAGCGCAGCGCGCGCCUCUUGGGGCUCCUGAUCCCUGCUUCUGGGCUGCGAUGGGCAACGCCUGCGGCUCUACGCCUGCGACCGACACGAGAGGUGGGAUCGAGUUGAGGGGCAGCAGGAGGGGGACGAGGGCACGGUCGCAGCGGAAGAUGACGGCAUCGGAAGAGGAGUUGUUGCACCGCCAGGCCCUGGCAAUCGCCAUACAGCAGACUCAGUUGUCGCAACGCUUUGAAGGUUCCAUGUCGCGGAGGAUUGGGUCCACGAGUUCACGGCGGAGGGAGCUCCCUGAUUCGCUCGCUAACGCGAAGCCGCUGCCACUUCAACUUGAGCAUCUUGAAACUAAGAAAAUUAUUCUAGUCCAUGGAGAAGGUUUUGGAGCUUGGUGUUGGUAUAAGACUAUCUCACUUUUGGAGGAAGUAGGGUUGGAUCCAAUCGCAUUGGAUCUCAGAGGCUCUGGGAUAGAUAACACAGAUCCGAACACAAUAACAAAUUUAGCAGAUUAUUCAAAGCCUUUAACUGAUUAUCUUCAGAGCAUCCCAGAUGAUGAAAAGGUCAUAUUGGUAGGCCAUAGCUGUGGAGGCGCUAGCGUAUCUUAUGCAAUGGAGUGUCAUCCAAAAAAGAUAUCGAAGGCGAUAUUCCUUUCUGCAACAAUGGUAUUGGAUGGACAGAAACCAUUUGAUGUACUCUCCGACGAAUUAGCAUAUGCUGACUUUUUCCUAAAAGAGUCACAGUUUCUAGUUUAUGGAAAUGGAAGAGACAAACCUCCUACAGGACUUAUUUUUGACAAACAACAGAUCAAGGGACUCUAUUUCAACCAAAGUCCUCUCAAGGAUAUAGCUUUGGCUGCAGCUUCGAUGCGGUCGAUCCCACUGUCACCUAUCAUGGAGAAGUUAUCUCUUACCUCCGAGAACUAUGGCACGGUCCGACGAUAUUUCGUCCAAACACUAGACGAUCACAUGCUGUCACCAGAUAUCCAGGAGAAGCUGGUGAGAGAGAACCCGCCUCAUGGGAUCUACAAGAUCAAAGGGAGCGAUCACUGCCCCUUCUUCUCAAAGCCACAGUCAUGGCAUAAAAUUUUGCUUGAAAUUGCACAGCUGCCGUAACUAACUAGUUCUGAGGUCGCCUUCCCUGUGUAAGUUAUUUUAGAGAAACUGGGUCGUCUCAAUAUCGUUAUAUUGUUUGCAAAUAUGCGCCACGUUAUGAUUUUUCCGAAGAUUCAAAGAUUAUUUGUGAUCAA
Zingiber officinale is the source of this 1522-nucleotide messenger RNA. RefSeq names its product putative methylesterase 14, chloroplastic. The transcript is spliced from 5 exons. Lineage: Eukaryota; Viridiplantae; Streptophyta; Magnoliopsida; Zingiberales; Zingiberaceae. Gene Ontology annotation, biological process: jasmonic acid metabolic process; salicylic acid metabolic process. Gene Ontology annotation, molecular function: methyl jasmonate esterase activity; methyl salicylate esterase activity; methyl indole-3-acetate esterase activity. Bases 336 to 1388 code for a protein of 350 amino acids. The record is from RefSeq and is a predicted model, not a curated record.